Diceros bicornis minor is the source of this 2148-nucleotide messenger RNA. It is a transcript of the gene KRT7, whose product is annotated as keratin 7. Gene Ontology annotation, biological process: keratinization; intermediate filament organization. The transcript has 8 exons. The record is from RefSeq and is a predicted model, not a curated record. Gene Ontology annotation, cellular component: keratin filament. NCBI's taxonomy places the organism in Eukaryota, Metazoa, Chordata, Mammalia, Perissodactyla, Rhinocerotidae. Gene Ontology annotation, molecular function: structural constituent of skin epidermis. Bases 153 to 1442 code for a protein of 429 amino acids.
CGGGCAGAGAACGGUGGCCGGCGGCCAGCCCCGCCCCAACCUGUGUCAGCCGAUCCGCCAGCGCCUAGCGGAUAAAAGCGGCCGAGUCUCCCGGAGGUCAGCGAGUUCGGCCCCCUGUCGCCCGCCGCCACGUCCAGCCCUGUCCAGCCAGCAUGUCCCUCCACUUCAGCUCCCAGGCCUUCAGCUCGCGCUCCGCCGCCUUCCCGGGGCGCGGCGCACAGGUGCGCCUGAGCUCCGUGCGCCCCGGCGGCUUCGGCAGCAGCAGCCUCUACGGCCUGGGCGCCUCGCGGCCGCGCGUGGCCGUGCGCUCCGCCUACCCGGGCCCGGGGGGCGCCGGCAUCCGCGAGGUCACCAUCAAUCAGAGCCUGCUGGCCCCGCUGCGGGUGGACAUCGACCCCUCCAUCCAGCAGGUGCGCCAAGAGGAGCACGAGCAGAUCAAGACCCUCAACAACAAGUUCGCCUCCUUCAUCGACAAGGUGUGGUUCCUGGAGCAGCAGAACAAGCUGCUGGAGACCAAGUGGGCACUGCUGCAGGAGCAGAAGUCGGCCAAGGGCAGCUGCCUCCCGGGCAUCUUUGAGGCCCAGAUUGCUGGCCUGCGGAGGCAGCUCGAGGGGCUGCAGAUGGACGGGGGCCGCCUGGAGGUGGAGCUGCGGGGCGUGCAGGACCUGGUGGAAGACUUCAAGAAUAAGUAUGAAGAUGAAAUUAACCGUCGCACGGCUGCUGAGAAUGAGUUCGUGGUGCUGAAAAAGGACGUGGACGCCGCCUACAUGAACAAGGUGGAGUUGGAGGCCAAGGUGGAUGCCCUGAAUGACGAGAUCAAAUUCUUGAAGAUCCUCAAUGAGACGGAGUUGGCAGAGCUGCAGUCCCAGAUCUCGGACACGUCCGUAGUCCUCUCCAUGGACAACAACCGCUCUCUGGACCUGGACGGCAUCAUCGCCGAGGUCAAGGCCCAGUACGAGGAGAUCGCCAACCGCAGCCGGGCCGAGGCCGAGGCCUGGUACCAGACCAAGUUUGAGACCCUCCAGGCCCAGGCUGGGAAGCACGGGGACGACCUCCGGAACACCCGGAACGAGAUUGCGGAGAUGAACCGGGCCAUCCAGAGGCUGCAGGCUGAGAUCGACAACAUCAAGAACCAGCGGGCCAAGUUGGAGGCUGCCAUUGCCGAGGCCGAGGAGCGUGGGGAGAUGGCGCUCAAGGACGCACGCGCCAAGCAGGGGGAGCUGGAGGCCGCCCUGCAGAAGGCCAAGCAGGACAUGGCCGCGCAGCUCCGGAAGUACCAGGAGCUCAUGAACGUCAAGCUGGCCCUGGACAUCGAGAUCGCCACCUACCGCAAGCUGCUGGAGGGCGAGGAGAGCCGAAUCAGAGCUGAAGGACCCUUAGAGUGGGGCCUGAUCUACUUCCUCCCAUGGGCAGAUGAGGGGGCUGAAGCUCAGGGAUGGUAAGUGGUGUGCCCAAGGUCACACAGCAAGCGAGACAUUCCCUCUGAAAGUCUAAUCUCAGUCCGGGUUGCUGUCAUUGGGGCUCAGAUCCUCGUUCUCUGAGAGGAGACUGUCCUCUCUCCACUCCUUCAGGGACACGGGGAUGGACACCUUGUUUUUAUCCCUUUACCCCUCAGCCUUUCCCAGGGGCAGGUCUAGGAUUUGUGGUCUUAGAAACUCAUGCAAUUGGGGGGUCUUUUAAGAAUGCAAAGUUACAAAUAUGAAAUUAGGCACAAAAGCAAAUACUUAUUUGGGAUAAGAAAAGAAAAAUUACACAAAGAACUAGAGCCUUAGACAUUCAGGUCCCUUCCUGCUGAGUUCUUUAGUCAGUGUACCAGAAAUUCUUACAUGGAAUGGCUGCCUCAUUGCAACCUGGCUUCCCUCCCCACCCACAACUGCCAGCAACUCCUAGCACUUGCAGGGGCUAUUUGAACUAGGGGCCUGGAAGCUUCCUAGCAUACCCAGCUCUUUCCCUUGGCCUUUGCUCCGCCCCCUUUCUGGACUUGGGGCUGCUGUGGCCGGCUGGGCUCCCCCUACUCCCUCCACCAAAGUGAGGUCUCCCCUCCCCCCUGCAGAGUAAACUCAUCCCCAAGGCCAAGGGCUUGGUGACAAUGGGGCUGUGAGUCACAAAACAAACACACCCAGCUGUCUCGAUGGAUUUUUAAUUUCC